Molecule: messenger RNA, 2176 nt
Organism: Cyprinus carpio (common carp)
Lineage: Eukaryota; Metazoa; Chordata; Actinopteri; Cypriniformes; Cyprinidae
Product: adenylate kinase 8-like
Exons: 14
Coding region: 1-1347 (448 amino acids)
Biological process (GO): nucleoside triphosphate biosynthetic process
Cellular component (GO): cytoplasm
Molecular function (GO): nucleoside diphosphate kinase activity; AMP kinase activity; ATP binding
Source: RefSeq, a predicted model, not a curated record
AUGAUACUUGUGCUCUCUCUGGUGGUGGUGAUGCAACAGCUACGUUUCAAGCCAAGUUAUUUACAGAAGUUUUUGGUGAGCUCUCUGUGUCGUGUGGUGUUCUUCAGUGAUGGAUGCGACGUUCCAAGAAUCAUAUUGUUAGGUCCUCCAGCGUCUGGGAAGAGAACCGUAGCUAAAAAGUUGUGUGAGCACACACAGGCUAUUCACGUAACUUUUAGCGAUAUCUUAAAGGAUGACAGUGACUUAAGCAGAGCUGCACAGCAGUACCAAGAGAAAAAACAGAAGAUCCCUAAAGACCACUGGAGACAGUUGAUUCAGCAACACCUGUCAAAACUAGACUGCGUUCGACGGGGCUGGGUUUUGGAAGCCAUUCCCAAGACACUAGAAGAGGCACUAUGUCUACAAGAAGCAGUCAUCACCCCAGAUCAUGUUGUGAUGCUGGGAGCUCCUGAUGUCAUCCUGAUUGAAAGGAGCUCAGGCAAGAGGAUAGACCCUGUCACAGGAGAUGUAUAUCACAUCACCUUCAUGUGGCCUGAAAGUGAAGAGGUUGCACAGCGUUUAGAAACACCCAGUACACUGAUGCCAUCUGAUCUUAUAGCCAAAAAGCUGCAGAAGUUUCACACAGAAGCUAAUGCUCUGAAGCGCACAUACCACAGCUGCCUAAAGAUCAUCAAUGCUGACCAGCCAAAUGUAGACGUCUUCUCACAGGUGCUGAACUAUGUCUGUACUCCACGUCAUUCUGCCUCACCAUACACUCCCAGAAUCAUACUGUUUGGACCCCCAGGUUCAGGAAAGAGUCUUCAGGCAAAACUGAUUGCUCAGAAUUAUGGCAUUGUCAACAUUUGUUGUGGUGAGCUUCUGAAGGCUGUGUCAGCUGAUGAGAGCCAUAUGGGGGAGCUCAUUAAACCCUACCUGGAGACAAAACAGCAAGUGCCAUCCAGUAUAGUCCUGCAGAUCCUUACAGAGAGACUGAGCAGGAUGGACUGUACCACACGAGGCUGGGUGCUCCAUGGCUUUCCUCAAGGUGUGGAGCAGGCAGAAGAACUUGAAGAGUCUAAUUUCAUACCAAACAGGGUCUUCUUCCUGGAGAUAACUGAUGACAUUGCUAUUGAGAGGGUAACACUUAGGGGUGUGGAUCCUGUGACUGGAGAAUGGUAUUACAGCAUAUAUAAACCUGCUUCUGGUCCGGAAGUGCAGUCCCGGCUUCGAUUUAACCCACGGCAUUCAAAGGCACAGCUGCUAAAGAGGCUUAAGGAGUACUGGAACUAUGCAGCGGACCUGCAGGCCUUCUACCCACAGGCAGUGUACAUCAACGCUGACCAGGACCCACACACUGUGUUUGAAUAACUGGAGAGUAGGCUAGUGAGCCGACUACCUAAAAUCCUGUCUUACUGAGAAACAGUUGAGCGCUAAACACUGUUAUUGGGAUACUCCACCCAAAAACAUUUUUACUCACUCUCAUGCCAUCCCAGGUGUAGGACUUUCUUUGUUCUGGUAAACAAAAAAUUAGAUUUUUAGAAAAAGAAUCCAUCUCUCUGAGUCCAUAUAAUGCAAAUGAAUGGCACCCUCAAAGCUGAUGCUUCAAAAUCCACACAAAAUUAACAUGACAGUAAUCCAAUACAACCCCUGUGAAUAAAUCAUUGUCUUCUGAAAUUAAAUGAAAAGUGUGUGUAAGAAGAAUAGUAGUAUUUUCGACUUUUUAUACUAUAAACCAUUGCUUCUGGCCACUCUAGACAACUAUUAAAUGCAGUUUCAUGAGUUUACUCUUGAUGUGAACUUCAGCAACUUGAUGCAAGACAUUUGGCAGCAAUGGUUUAUAGUUUAAUGUUUAUAUAAAGUUUAAAAUAAUAAUAUUUUCUCACACAUACACACUUAUUGUUUUGCUUCAGAAGACAUUGAUUCAUCCGCUGGUGUUGUAUGUGUUUGUUUCAUGUGAUUUGCAUCAACUUUGAUGGUCCCAUCCACUUACAUUAUAUGAAUACACAGAGAUGGAUUGUUUUUCUAGAAAUCAUCAUUUGUGUUCCACAAAAGAAAGAAAGCCAUAAACUUCUGAGAGAGCAUGAAAACAGGUUUUUUUGGUUGUAAAAAAAGGAGUAAAUUUUAGUUCUAAUUUUCAUUUCAUUUUGUACACUUCGUAAGUCUGAUAGGCUACUUAAUAAAUUGCUUAUAAAUUUGA